Molecule: messenger RNA, 340 nt
Organism: Cetraspora pellucida
Lineage: Eukaryota; Fungi; Glomeromycota; Glomeromycetes; Diversisporales; Gigasporaceae
Source: the annotation of a GenBank genome assembly
AUCCGAUACAUCAAGAACACCACGAAAUAAUAGAAAUAAUAUACAAAAAAGAAAUGAUAAUAACAGUGAUAAUGAUAUUGAAAUUGAUGAAUACAAAGAUGAAAAUUUAAACGAUAUUUUAGAAAAAGAAAAAAAGAAUGAUAUUCAUAAUGAUUUUAUGGUUGAUAUAGAAGAAAUUCAAGAUGGGACGAACAAAACUAUUAAAGAAAUUCAAGAAGAAUCAGGUAAUAAUGAUGAAAAAAUUGGUAAAAUUGUUAAAUUUAAAAAUAUUAAAAAGGUUAGUUAUGGUAGAUUAGAAUUUAAUGAUGUUAGUGAAAUCGAACUUAUUGAAUAUAAUUAA